AUGCCAGACAUCCCCAUACCACCAGACCCAACGUGGGAUCCUUCCACCCAUCCCCAUACCACCAGACCCAACAUGGAACCAUUCCAGCCAUCUCCAUACCACCAGACCCAACAUGGACUCAUGCCAGACAUCCCCAUACCACCAGACCCAACAUGGAACCAUUCCAGCCAUCCCCAUACCACCAGACCCAACAUGGACUCAAUCCACCCAUCCCCUUACCACCAAACCCAAUGUGGGAUCCUUCCACCCAUCCCCAUACCACCAGACACAACAUGGGAUCAUUCAAGCCAUCCCCAUACCACCAGACCCCACAUGGGCUCAUUCCAGCCAUCCCCAUACCACCAGACCCAACGUGGGAUCAUUCCAGCCAUCCCCAUACCACCAAACCCAACGUGGGAUCAUUCCACCCAUCCCCAUACCACCAGACCCAACGUGGACUCAUGCCAGACAUCCCCAUACCACCAGACCCAACGUGGGAUCCUUCCACCCAUCCCCAUACCACCAGACCCAACAUGGAACCAUUCCAGCCAUCUCCAUACCACCAGACCCAACAUGGACUCAUGCCAGACAUCCCCAUACCACCAGACCCAACAUGGAACCAUUCCAGCCAUCCCCAUACCACCAGACCCAACAUGGACUCAAUCCACCCAUCCCCAUACCACCAAACCCAACGUGGGAUCCUUCCACCCAUCCCCAUACCACCAGACACAACAUGGGAUCAUUCAAGCCAUCCCCAUACCACCAGACCCCACAUGGGCUCAUUCCAGCCAUCCCCAUACCACCAGACCCAACGUGGGAUCAUUCCAGCCAUCCCCAUACCACCAAACCCAACGUGGGAUCAUUCCACCCAUCCCCAUACCACCAGACCCAACAUGGGAUCAUUCCACCCAUCCCCAUACCACCAGACCCAACAUGGGAUCAUUCAAGCCAUCCCCAUACCACCAGACCCAACAUGGGAUCAUUCCACCCAUCCCCAUACCACCAGACCCAACAUGGAACCAUUCCAGCCAUCCCCAUACCACCAGACCCAACAUGGGAUCAUUCCAGCCAUCCCCAUACCACCAGACCCAACAUGGGAUCAUUCCAGCCAUCCCCAUACCACCAGACCCAACAUGGGAUCAUUCCAGCCAUCCCCAUACCACCAGACCCAACAUGGGAUCAUUCCACCCAUCCCCAUACCACCAGACCCAACAUGGAACCAUUCCACCCAUCCCCAUACCACCAGACCCAACAUGGGAUCAUUCCAGCCAUCCCCAUACCACCAGACCCAACAUGGAAUCAUUCCAACCAUCCCCAUACCACCAGACCCAACAUGGGAUCAUUCCACCCAUCCCCAUACCACCAGACCCAACAUGGAAUCAUUCCAGCCAUCCCCAUACCACCAGACCCAACAUGGAACCAUUCCAGCCAUCCCCAUACCACCAGACCCAACAUGGGAUCAUUCCACCCAUCCCCAUACCACCAGACCCAACAUGGGAUCAUUCCACCCAUCCCCAUACCACCAGACCCAACAUGGGAUCAUUCCACCCAUCCCCAUACCACCAGACCCAACAUGGGAUCAUUCAAGCCAUCCCCAUACCACCAGACCCAACGUGGAACCAUUCCACCCAUCCCCAUACCACCAGACCCAACAUGGGAUCAUUCAAGCCAUCCCCAUACCACCAGACCCAACGUGGAACCAUUCCACCCAUCCCCAUACCACCAGACCCAACGUGGAACCAUACCAGUCAUCCCCAUACCACCAGACCCAACAUGGAACCAUUCCAACCAUCCCCAUACCACCAGACCCAACAUGGGAUCAUUCCAGCCAUCCCCAUACCACCAGACCCAACGUCGUAUCAUUCCACCCAUCCCCAUACCACCAGACCCAACAUGGAACCAUUCCACCCAUCCCCAUACCACCAGACCCAACGUCGUAUCAUUCCACCCAUCCCCAUACCACCAGACCCAACAUGGACUCAAUCCACCCAUCCCUAUACCACCAGACCCAACAUGGAACCAUUCCAGCCAUCCCCAUACCACCAGACCCAACAUGGACUCAAUCCACCCAUCCCCAUACCACCAGACCCAACAUGGACUCAUGCCAGACAUGCCCAUACCACCAAACCCAACAUGGAACCAUUCCAGCCAUCCCCAUACCACCAGACCCAACAUGGACUCAAUCCACCCAUCCCCAUACCACCAAACCCAACAUGGACUCAUGCCAGACAUGCCCAUACUACCAGACCCAACAUGGGAUCAUGUUGCAAUAGAUGUGACACACUGCUGGGAGUUGUAGUCCCCGGCCCCCGAGUACCCAGGGACCAUGGGAAUACUCAGGCAAAGGCAUGA
Nanorana parkeri is the source of this 2331-nucleotide messenger RNA. Its product is annotated as extensin-like. The record is from RefSeq and is a predicted model, not a curated record. Lineage: Eukaryota; Metazoa; Chordata; Amphibia; Anura; Dicroglossidae. The coding region runs from base 1 to 2331 and encodes 776 amino acids. The transcript has a single exon.